ACACGCCAAUAAAUAAAAAAAAAAAAAAAAAAACGUACUCUCCAAGCCUGAAAAACCAAAAAAGAGAUUUUCCAUCAAAAACCAAAUACAAAUACCAAACACAGCUUCAAAGUGUGCACAAUAACAGCCUAAAAAAACAAAAAACCAAAGAAAAGACAACAAAUUAUUAUUAACUAAAAAUAAUAUAACAAAACAAAAACGUAAAAAAGCUAAAACGAAACACGAAAACCAAUUAAGCGAGCAAAAAGUCGAAGCAAAAGGCAAAAAAGCUAAGAAACUGCGCCAAAGUAAAGUCACGGCCAGCAAACACACACACUCGGCGCACACACACACACAACCAGCUGAAAAAGUGAAGUGAAGCAGCGCAGAUUUUCCCAGAAAAUUCUGCGUGUGCAAAAAAAAUUACAAACAAAAAAAAAACAGGCAGCAGCAAAAGUGCAAUUUCUUUUGUUUGGUUUUUUUCAAGUGUAACAACUAGUUAUCUUUUUUUUCUGUGUGAUCUAAAAACUACAAACAAGAACAGCGACUAGGACAACACCAACUGUGAUGGGAGAUCAGCCAAAGGCAACGACAACCACAACUGGAGCGGGAGCAGGUGCAGCCGGAGGAGCAGCAGCAGGAUCUGGCGAGGCCAUAAUGGCCGUUACCAAUCAGGAAAUCCUACCCAAUGGGUCUGGAAAUCCACCGCCGCCGCCGCCGCAGCAGGAGGAUCAAGAUCAGCCCGGCGGCGGACAGGCUAGUGAGCAGGCCGAGCUCGAUGAUGCCGCCACCGAUGCGGGGGCCAGCUCGCUGCCACCCUCGGAGAUUGGCGGACGAGCGCCCUUGGAUACGGCCUGCUCGGAUGCCGAAGGCGGUGGCGCUGCCUCCAGUCUGGCCGGCGGGAUUGUGGGUCCACCCAGCCCCUUAACCGGCUGUUACCUGCUUAUCGUCCUGGGCGAGCCGCAUUCGGAGGAGCACAAGGACAACAUCUUGCAGCAUCUGCUCAAGGGUUUCCUCUCCUGGGACGUUUCCGAUUGUCACGUCGACUUGGAAGAGGAGCUCAAUACAAUUACACAGCAUGCGCCCGAGGGCGAGGAGGCUCGUCACGGCGAACGACUCAUACAGUAUGCCAGCGAGAAUCUGGUCACGGAGGUGCUCAUCCAUCCCCAGUACAAUACGCUGAUCCAGUGCAUGCGCAACCUGCUUAGCAGCUUCACCCGGCACCGGCACAUCAUCCAUGCCGGCUAUACGUUCAGUGGCAAUGGUUCCUGGAUACUUCAGGAUGGAACCUUUUCGGUGGCAGACUUCUCGGAGGCCUUCCAGGAGCACGACGUACAAAGGGUGAUUCGUGCCUAUGCCGACACCAUUACCAUGAAUAUCCAUUGCGCAGAUGCAGGUCUGUGGCACACGCUGCCGGACAAGUCCUUUGCCCGCCAGUGCCGCAUCAGGAUCAAUCCCGUGGAUGUGCUGGAAACCAGUAGCGAGUACAUCAAUGGGUUUAUAGAUUACCUGGCACCCAUGGUGAUGCCGACCUCGCUGAGGGAGCUGCUCGAGACCUCGGAUGUGGUGGGCAACAUACGCUUUACACAUCCCACGCUAUACGUCUUCCCCGGCGGCCAGGGCGAUGCAGCGCUCUUUGGCAUCAAUGGCUUCAAUAUGCUAGUGGAUGGCGGCUUUAAUAGGAAGGCUUGCUUCUGGGAUUUUGCCCGCCAUUUGGAUCGCCUGGAUGCCGUCCUGAUGACACGUCUGAACAAUAGCAAUGUCCAAGGACUUGGAGCUGUGGUGGCUCGCAAGAGGGACUCACAUGUCUAUCCCCAGAUUGGACACUUCUUUGGCAAUGUACCUGAUCGUCGGGGCUGCCUGCCCGACAGUCCCGAUGGCGACAAGGAUCGCGAUCCCCUGCUCAUCGAUCUCUUUGAGCGCGGCCAUGGCAUCGUCAAUGAUUUGAAGGCAUUGGAUUUGAAGCCGCAGGUCUGCUACCGCAACCAGGAGCCGGUCAAUCUUUACCACAAGGUGGGCCACGGCACCCUGGACAUGUAUGUGAUAAGUCCGGCCAGGGACUCCAAGGAGGUUAAGGAGUUUCUCCAGAAGUGGCAUGCCGGCGAUCAGCGGCUCUUUGCCGGUCGCGAUUCUCGAGAUUUUAAUUUUCCCCUCCAGAAUCUCGUCUCGAUUUGUGCUCUCCUCGUGUGGCAGCCGGCCAAUCCGGAGGAUACCAUCACCCGAAUCCUCUUUCCGGGCAGCACGCCCGAUUUUAAGAUCCAGGAGGGUCUCGAGAAGCUCAAGCAUCUGGAGUUUAUGAAGCACUCGACGUGCACGGCCAAGUCCAUAGCCCCGGCCAUGGCCAUACAGACGGUGGCCAGCACCCGCAAGAGCCUCAAGUCGGCCAUUGAGGCCACGCCUGCUCCGCCCAGUGCUACCUUCAAGAGCGCCAAGUUUGGAGGUGGAGUAGGAGGAGGAGCUCCUGCCCAGCAGCAGGAUAACAAGGCCAAGGAGGCGGCAGCAGCAGCAGCAGCGGCGGCUGCAGCAGCGGCGGCGGCGGCAGCAGCUCAAGCUGUGCGCACCAAGGCCGACUCCAUAGACACGGAUGCCGAGCCAGAGGCGGAACAGGAGCCAGAGCCCGAGGCAGAACCCGAGCAGGCCGAGGAUGAGGUUGCUCCGGAGACAGAACCCGAGCAGGACAACAACAAGGAUGCUGGCGAAGGGGAGAAGAAGGUGGAGAAGGAAGUGCAGCCACAGGUUACAGCUUCAGCUCCUCCUGCCAAGGAUGCAGUAGAUGCCGUGGCAGUGCCACCACCAGCCGCCGCCAGUGAUGCCACGCCCACCGCCAAGCCAGUGGGUAAGUCUGUAACCAAGUCAGCCAAAGCAGCAGACAAGCCACGGGCCGAGGUGAAGCCAGUGGUGCGCUCCCGUAUCGAUACCAAGCCGCCCAAGUCCAUGGACCGUAAGCUAACCAAGCCGCGGGAUGACAAGAAGAGCUCACCAACGGCCACGCCAGCGGCCCGGGCAUCCGCCGUGAAGGCAGCCAAGGCACCACUGAGCAGCCGUUCCACAGUUGCCACCACCACCACCAAGUCCAGUCCCAGCAGCACGCCGGCCAAGAGCGCCAAGGAGGCCAAUAAUCGCAAGGUGCUCGAGUCCAAACAGCAGGCGGCCCGGGUUCAAGCCACCAGCAGUACAGCCAGGCGGGUGACCACCGCCAGCAGCUCGGAGAGAAGGGUCCAAACGGAGGCCAAGUCAGCCAUUUCGACCACGGCGACGGCAGCUGCCCAGCAGCAGCGGAAGCCCAUCUCGAGGAGACCGCGCGGCGUCUCACCCUCGAAGCGUGCUCCUGGCCCCGGCAGCCCUGUGAAACAGGCCAAGCCCAACCUGAAGAAAGCGCAACGCCUGGAGAAGGGUGGCACCACCACCACGGACUCUAGUCUGGUGUCCACUCCCUCCGCGGACGAGGCCACGGCGGCCAAGAAACUGCUCCAAGACCUGACAGCCAGCCAGGAGCUGGAUGCCGAGAAGCAGCGCGAGCUGGAUGACCUCAAGGAGGAGCAGGAGGUGGUGCGCGAGAUUGAGGCGGUGUUCAGUCGCGACGAGAUGAAGCGCCACCAGCAUCAGCAGCAGCAGCAGCAGCAUCAACAGAUCAAGGCCGAGCUGCGGGAGAUGCCCGCUGGCGGCGAGGAAGAGCCGGAGGAGGAGGAAGAGGAGUACCUGAUCAUUGAAAAGGAGGAAGUGGAGCAAUAUACCGAGGACUCUAUAGUGGAGCAGGAGAGCAGCAUGACCAAAGAGGAGGAGGAGAUCCAAAAGCAUCAGCGCGACUCGCAGGAAUCGGAGAAGAAGCGCAAGAAGAGCGCCGAGGAGGAGAUCGAGGCGGCCAUAGCCAAGGUGGAGGCUGCCGAGCGAAAGGCGCGUCUAGAGGGCAGCACAGCAGCCGCCGCCAGGCAGGAUGAUGAGGAACACCUAGAGACGAGCGACAUCAAGGCCGAGGUCCAGGAGAUAAUAGCCACAGCCAAGGACUUUGCCAAGGAGCAGCUGGCUGCCAAGCCAGCCGAGGAGACGGAGCUCUCCUCGCCCACGCCCGAGGAGAAGCUGAGCAAAAAGACAUCCGACACCAAGGACGAGCCCGUGGAGGAGCCAGGAGCCGUCGAUGCUCUGCCCGUCAAUCUGCAGGAGAGCCUGCCUGAGGAGAAAUUCUCGGCCACCAUUGAGUCGGGGGCCACCACGGCGCCCACCCUGCCCGAGGAUGAGCGCAUUCCCCUUGACCAGAUCAAGGAGGACCUGGUCAUCGAGGAGAAGUAUGUCAAGGAGGAGACCAAGGAGACGGAGGCCAUUGUGGUGGUGGCCAGCGUUCAGGCUGUGACCGAGGCAGCUGCCGACGCAGUAGCUGCCCUCAAGGGAGCCGACAUCCUGCAGACGGCAGCCACAGGCAAGGAUGUAGGUGCAGCUGUUCCUCAGCUAGGCAAGGCAGAGCUGCCCGAUUCCGGGGAGCGCGUGCUGCCCAUGAAGAUGACCUUCGAGGCGCAGCAGAAUCUCCUGCGAGAUGUGAUCAAAACGCCCGACGAGGUGGCCGAUCUGCCGGUGCACGAGGAGGCUGAUCUGGGCCUGUAUGAGAAGGACAGCCAGGAUGCCGGUGCCAAGAGCAUUUCGCACAAGGAGGAGUCGGCCAAGGAGGAGAAGGAGACCGACGAUGAAAAGGAAACCAAGGAGGCAGAGGGAGAGGCCGAAGCCGAGGCCGAGCCAGAGGAAGAGCAGGAGAAGGCUCACCAGGAAGCGCCCAAAGUAGUUGAAAUCCUGGUUUCACCAUCACCCAAGGAAGUGGCCAAGGAAGAGGUCAUUGAAGCCAAGGCAUCCGAGAAGGAGACCGAAGAGAAGGUAACUGAGACCCAGGAGGAGGAACAGCAGCCGGAAGCAGGAGAGGACCAAGAGAAACCCCAGGCCGAGCCAACGGCAGAUGUCGUCAUCACCGAAAAGGAGGCCAAGAAGUCGGCCAGCACGCCUGAGGAGAAGGAGACCAGCGACAUUACCUCCGAGGAUGAGCUGCCCGCCCAGCUGGCGGCCCCUCUGGCAGCCAUUCCGCCCAAGGAGGCCAAGGAGCGCGAGGAUACCGUCUCCAUGGAGAGUCCAGCCACCAUCGAGGAGGCCAUCGAGGUGGAGGUGCAGGUCCAGGCCAAGCAGAUUCCACUGGAAGCCCAGAAGAAGGAGUCAGAGGGAGAGAAGGAGGACGAAUCCCUACCCGAGUCGUCAAAGACCAAGGAUGAGGCCGUGUCCAAGGAAGCCUCACGUCGCGAAUCCUUGGCAGAAAGCACUAAAUCCGCUGAGAAGCCAGCUUCCCGACCAGAAUCCGUGGCCGAGAGCAUCAAGGAAGGAGCCCAGGCUGAGGCAGAGCACAGCCGGCGGGAAUCUCUAGCGGAGGAGAGCCCUAAGCCAGAGUCCAAGGAGACCUCCCGGCCAGAAUCAGUUGCUGCCGACAAGUCCAAGGAGCCAUCCCGACGGGAAUCCAUUGCCGAAAGCAUCAAGGCCGAGAGCACCAAGGAUGACAAGUCACCGCUGGCCUCCAAGGAAGCCUCGAGACCCAGCUCCGCCGAAGGUCUCAUCGAUGAGGAGGAAACAAAGGAUGAAAAGUCACCAGAAGCUGCAUCGAAAGAGGCUUCCAGGCCACCCUCCGCAGUGGACAAGUCCAAGGAGCCAUCUCGUCGGGAAUCCAUCGCCGAAAGCAUCAAGGCGGAGAGCACCAAGGACGAGAAGUCACCACUGGCCUCCAAGGAUGUGUCCCGGCCGGAGUCAGUGGCCGAGAGCAUCAAGGAUCAGGCCGAGAAGUUGGUGGACAGCCGACGGGAGUCAGCGGCAGUCGAGGAUGUGAAGAUAUCAGCACCGGCCUCCAAGGAAGCCUUGCGACCAGGGUCUGCCGUGGGCAGUGUCAAGGAGGAAGGAGACAAGUCCAAGGAUCAAUCUCGUCGAGAAUCAAUCGCCGAAAGUGUCAAGGCUGAGAGCACAAAGGCGGAGAGCUCCAAGGAACCCUCUCGGCCAGAAUCAGUGGCGGACAAAUCCAAGGAGCCAUCUCCGCUGCCAUCCAGAGAAGUCUCGCGACCAGGAUCGGUUCUAGGAGCCACCAAGGAUGCAGCCGAGAAGCCAGAAAGCCGGCGGGAGUCGGUGGUCGAGAAGGAGUCUCCUCUGGCCUCCAAGGAGGCUUCCCGGCCAGCCUCAGUGGCGGAGAGCGCCAAAGCUGAAUCUCGACGAGAGUCCGUGGCCGAAAGCGUCAAGGAUGCCGCCAAGGAUGUCUCUCGUCCAGCGUCCGUUGCCGAAAAAGCCAAGGAUGUCUCGCGGCCAGAGUCUGUGGCGUCCAAGGAGCCCUCCCGCCCGGCCUCCGUGGCCGAGAGCCUCAAGGCGGAGAGCAGCAAAUCACCCGUGGCGGUGUCCCGGGAUGUGUCCAGGCCGGAAUCACCAGCGGAAAGCGACAAGGACGACACUGACAAGCCAGAGUCCGUGGUGGAGAGUGUCCAGCCAGUCAAGGAGGAAAAGUCGCCGCAUGCCUCGAAGGAGCCAUCCAGGCCAGCCUCCGUGGCGGAAGCUGACAAGUCCAAGGAAGCCUCUCGACGGGAGUCGGUGGCGGAGAGCAUCAAGGCGGAGAGCGCCAAGGACGAGAAGUCACCACUGGCCUCAAAGGACGUGUCCCGGCCCGAGUCAGUGGCCGAGAGCAUCAAGGAUCAGGCGGAGAAGUUAGUGGACAGCCGACGGGAAUCAGCUGCAGUCGAGGAUGUGAAGAUAUCAGCGCCGGCCUCCAAGGAACCCUCCAGACCAGGUUCCGUCGUGGAGAGCAUCAAAGAUGAAGCUGAAACAGCCGAAAGCCGUCGGGAGUCGGUCGCCGAGAGCAUCAAGAUGGGCAGCGCCAAGGACGAGAAGUCGGCCCAGGCCUCCAAGGAAGCAUCCCGACCAGAAUCCGUGGCCGAGUCCGUCAAGGAUGACGCUGACGCUGCCGACAAAUCCAAGGAGCCAUCUCGCCGGGAAUCGGUGGCUGAGAGCGUCAAGCCAGAAGCCUCUCCCCUCGCAUCCAAGGAGGCUUCUCGUCCCGAAUCCGUGGCUGAGAGCGUUAAGGAUUCCGCUGCCCAGUCAAAGGAGGCAUCUCGUCCCGCAUCCGUGGCCGAAAGCGCCAAGGCGGAGAGCUUAAAGGACGAAGCCGACAAGUCCAAGGAGCCUUCCCGGCGAGAAUCAGUGGCCGAAAGUGUGAAGGAGGAGAGUGUGAAGGAUGGCAAGUCCCCGCUGGCCUCCAAGGAAGCAUCCCGGCCAGAAUCCGUAGCGGAAAGUGUCUCCGCCGAAGCUGACAAGUCCAAGGAGGCAUCCCGGCGAGAAUCGGUGGCGGAGAGCGUAAAGGCAGAGAGCACCAAGGACGAGAAGUCUGCAGCUGCUUCCAAGGAGCCUUCCAGGCCAGGAUCCGUGGCUGAGAGCGUCAAGGACGAGGCUGAAAAGGCAGAGAGUCGCCGGGAGUCCGUGGCCGAGAGUGUGAAACCAGACAGCGCCAAGGAGGACGCCAAGUCUCCGCUGGCCUCCAAGGAAGCCUCACGACCAGAGUCCGUGGUCGAGAGCGUCAAGGACGAGGCCGAGAAGUCCAAGGAGCCUUCCCGGCGAGAAUCGGUGGUUGAAAGCCUGAAGGCGGAGAGUACAAAGGACGAGAAGUCUGCACCUGCAUCCAAGGAGGCUUCUCGCCCAGAAUCCGUGGCUGGAAGCGUGAAAGAUGAAGCGGACAAGUCCAAGGAGCCCUCACGACGAGAAUCCCUGGCUGAAAGUGUAAAGGCGGAAAGUACAAAGGACGAGAAGUCCCCAGAGGCCUCCAAGGAGGCUUCCCGCCCGGCAUCCGCUGUGGAAAGCUUUAAGGAUGAGCCCGAGAAGCCCGAAAGUCGUCGUGAAUCGGUCGCCGAAAGCAUCAAGACGGGCAGCGUCAAAGACGAGAAAUCUGCGCCUGCAUCGAAGGAAGCAUCCCGCCCGGAAUCCGUGGCGGAGGCAGCCAAGGAGGACGACAAGUCAAAGGAGCCAUCACGCCGCGAAUCCCUGGCUGAAAAGCCGGCAGCUAUUUCGAAGGAGUCCUCUCCCAGACCUCUGUCCGUGGCCAGUGACCAUGCCGAGGCGGAGCCCAAGGCAUCCCGCCCAGAAUCGGUGGCCGAGACCGCAUCCUCGCCGAUCGAGGAGGCUGCCAUGGAGUUCCCAGCGGAGGAGGUCGUGAAGAGAGCUAGCCUGGCGCUCAACCUACAGGCAGAGCCGCCGGCAGGAAAGCUGCCCACGGACUCGAGUCCCGUUGACGUGGCCGAGGGUGACUUCUCCCAUGUGGCCGUUGCUCCUCUUUCCUCGGCGGCAGUGGCUUUACCCUCACAGCCGGCUGAACUCUCGAAGAUUGGGGCCGCCGCCACAGUCUCAUCGCCCAUCGACGAGGCACCAAAGACUCCCUCCGGCUCGGAGCACGAAUCCCGGCCAGAGUCACCCGAGGAAGCCGCAGAGCCCGAGGGUGCUGAUGUCCAGGAUACAAAGUUUUCGCUGCCUGCUUCCACGGAGGCAUCCAGACCCGAAAGUCCCAAAGGAGACAAGUCCAAGGAAGCCUCUCGCCCGGAAUCAAAGGAACCUUCUCGUCCCGCCUCGGUGGCGGCUGAGACAGCCUCAUCCCCGAUCGAGGAAGCGGCAAAGGACUUCCCACAGCUGACCCUUGAGCUGGAGAAGGGCAACCUCCCGACUCUGUCCAGUCCCGUGGAUGUGGCCCAUGGCGACUUCCCCCAGACGGCCACGCCUACAAGCUCGCCCACUUCAGCCCCUGGGCAACCAGCAGAGCUGUCCAAGGUGGACAUUGAGGCCACUGUUUCCAGUCCCGUGGACGAGGCAGCCAAGUCCCCGAUCGGUUCUCAUGUUUCAUCCCUGGAGCGACCCGAAUCUCCGGCCGAAAGUGCCAAGGAUGAGGCGGAGCCAGCCGGUUCCGUGAUCCACUCCAAGGAGCCCUCGCGCCGCGAAUCAAUCGCCGAAAGUACAAAGGCAGAAAGUGCCAAGGAUGACAAGUCUGCCCAGGCCUCGAAGGAAGCAUCCCGACCAGAAUCCGCGGCCGAGUCCGUCAAGGAUGACGCUGCCGCUGCCGACAAAUCCAAGGAGCCAUCUCGCCGGGAAUCGGUGGCUGAAAGUGUCAAGCCAGACGACAAGUCAAAGGAACCUUCCCGACGCGAAUCCGUGGUAGAAAGCCUCAAGGACGAAGCCGAAAAGUCCAAGGAACCGUCGCGGCCCGUGUCCGUGGCCGAGAGCCUCAAGGCGGAUAGCACAAAGGAUGAGAAGUCACCAGUGGCCUCCAAGGAAGCCUCUCGUCCGGCCUCAGUGGCGGAAAGCCACAAGGAUGAGGGUGACAAGGUGGCCUCCAAGGAAGCCUCCCGCCCGGUAUCAGUGGCGGAGAGCCUUAAGGAUGAAGCUGAAGAGCCGGAGAGUCGACCAGCAUCCGUGGCUGAGAGUGCCAAGGAUGGUCCUGCCUCCAGACCCGAAUCCGUGGCGGAGAGUGUCAAGGAUGACAAGUCCAAGGAGCCAUCCCGUCGCGAGUCCAUCGCAGAAAGCGCCAAGGAGGACAAGUCUGCUGUGGCCUCCAAGGAAGCCUCCCGACCGGGCUCAGUGGUGGAAAGCGUGAAGGAUGAGACUGAGAAGCCGGGAGCAGAGUCUCCUCAAGCCUCGAUGGCACCAUCCCGGCCAGACUCGGUGCUGGCAGCUGUUUCUACAGAAACCAAAGAGGAAUCCCGACGCGAAUCCGUAGCCGAAAGCCUCAAGGCGGAGAGUGUCAAGGAUGACAAGUCACCAAUGGCCUCCAAGGAAGCUUCCCGGCCAGCAUCUGCAGUGGGGAGUCUCAAGGAUGAGGCUGAGCAGGCAGACAAGUCUCCGCUGGCCUCGAAGGAGGCCUCGAGACCCGCGUCAGUGGUGGAGAGCAUCAAGGACGAAAGCCGUCGUGAGUCGGUGGCCGCAACAGAGAUUGUCAAGCCAGAAAGUACAAAGGACGAAGGGUCUGCUCCUGCCUCCAAGGAGGCCUCCCGGCCGGCAUCCGUGGCAGAGGACAAGCCCAAGGAGCCAUCUCGACCAGAGUCAGUGGCAGAGAGCACCAAGGCGGAGAGUACAAAGGACGACAAGUCGCCGCUAGCGACUUCCAAGGAGCCUUCCCGGCCAGCAUCCGUGAUCGAGAGCCACAAGGACGAAGACGAGAAGCCCGAAAGCCGGCGAGAGUCAGUGGCUGAGAGCCUGAAGCAGGGAAGCCUCAAGGACGACAAGUCCCCGCUGGCCUCCAAGGAAGCUUCCCGGCCAGCAUCUGUUGCAGAAAGCGUCAAGGAUGACGCGGAGCAGUCCAAGGAGCCGUCGCGUCGCGAAUCUGUGGCUGAGAGUGUCAAGGCGGAGGAGAUCUCUAAAGAAGCCUCUUCACUGGCUGCCUCCAAAGAAGCCUCGCGUCCUGGAUCCGUUGCAGGAAGCAUCAAGGACGAGGACGAAAAGGCUGCCAGUCAUCGGGGAUCCGUGGCUGAGAGCCUUAAAUCAGAAGGCACAAAGGAAGACAAGUCUCCGCUGGCCUCCAAGGAAGCAUCUCGUCCGGCCUCUGUAGCCGAAAGCAUCAAGGAUGAUGCUGACAAGUCCAAGGAGCCAUCGCGGCGGGAAUCAAUUGCUGAAAGUGUGAAGGCAGAGAGCAUCAAGGCGGAGAGCACCAAAGAUGAGAAAUCAGCCCCUGCAUCGAAGGAACCCUCCAGACCAGGUUCCCUCGUGGAGAGCAUCAAAGAUGAGGCUGAAACAGCAGAAAGCCGUCGGGAAUCGGUCGCCGAGAGCAUCAAGACGGGCAGCGCCAAGGACGAGAAGUCGGCCCAGGCCUCCAAGGAAGCAUCCCGACCAGAAUCCGUGGCCGAGUCCGUCAAGGAUGACGCUGCCGCUGCCGACAAAUCCAAGGAGCCAUCUCGCCGGGAAUCGGUGGCUGAGAGCGUCAAGCCAGAAGCCUCUCCACUCGCAUCCAAGGAGGCUUCUCGUCCCGAAUCCGUGGCUGAGAGCGUUAAAGAUUCCGCUGCUCAGUCAAAGGAGGCAUCUCGUCCCGCAUCCGUGGCCGAAAGCACCAAGGCGGAGAGCACAAAGGACGAAGCCGACAAGUCCAAGGAGCCUUCCCGGCGAGAAUCAGUGGCCGAAAGUGUGAAGGAGGAGAGUGUGAAGGAUGGCAAGUCCCCGCUGGCCUCCAAGGAAGCAUCCCGGCCAGAAUCCGUAGCGGAAAGUGACUCCGCCGAAGCUGACAAGUCCAAGGAGGCAUCCCGGCGAGAAUCGGUGGCGGAGAGCGUAAAGGCAGAGAGCACCAAGGACGAAAAGUCUGCAGCUGCUUCCAAGGAAGCCUCCAGGCCAGGAUCCGUGGCUGAGAGCGUCAAGGACGAGGCUGAAAAGGCAGAGAGUCGCCGGGAGUCCGUGGCCGAGAGUGUGAAACCAGACAGCGCCAAGGAGGACGCCAAGUCUCCGCUGCCUCCAAGGGAAGCCUCACGACCAGAGUCUGUGGUCGAGAGCGUCAAGGACGAGGCCGAGAAGUCCAAGGAGCCUUCCCGGCGAGAAUCGGUGGUUGAAAGCCUGAAGGCGGAGAGUACAAAGGACGAGAAGUCUGCACCUGCAUCCAAGGAGGCUUCUCGGCCAGAAUCCGUGGCUGGAAGCGUGAAAGAUGAUGCGGACAAGUCCAAGGAGCUCUCCCGACGAGAAUCCCUUGCUGAAAGUGUAAAGGCGGAAAGUACAAAGGACGAGAAGUCCCCAGAGGCCUCCAAGGAGGCUUCCCGUCCAGUGUCCGUGGCGGAGGAGGCAUCCCGACGCGAGUCCGUGGCUGAGAGCACCAAGGCGGACGCCAAGUCGCCCAUUCCUUCGCGUCCCGAAUCCGUGGCGGAGAAGCUGUCGCCAGCUGUGGCCUCCAAGGAAUCAUCCCGACCCGGCUCGGUGGCCGAGACCGCUUCCUCGCCCAUCGAAGAAGGCCCACGCUCUAUUGCCGAUCUGAGCCUGCCUCUGAGCCAGAUAACCACCGAGGCCAAGGGCAAGCUCCCAACCAUCUCGAGUCCCGUCGACGUGGCCGAGGGUGACUUCUCCAAGGCACAGAUUGAGUCAUCCGCCUCCCAGUCUGCACAGUCUUCGCCGGCCAAGCCCGCUGAGCAGGCCCAAUCCGCUGCAGCGCACACAGCUUCCAGUCCCGUGGACGAGGCCUCACCUCUUCUGGAAGCCAGCGAAAAGGCUGAGGAAGUGGCCGACCUGCUGGGUCUCGAGGAGACCAAAGAGGAGAUCAUGCAGGAGACUAAGGAGGAGACCAAGGAGGAGACCAAAGAGGAGACCAAAGAGGAGACCAAGGAGGAAUCUAAACAGGAGUCCAAGCAGGAGUCUAAGCAGGAGUCCAAGCAGGAGUCAUCUCUCUUCGAGACCAUAUCCACCAAGAUGGAGGAGAAAGUGGACAAGCUGGAGAGCUCCGUGAAGCAGGUGGAGGAGAAGGUGGAGAGCUCCGUGAAAAAGGUGGAGAGCACCGUGGCCGAGACCCUGGAGCAGGUAAGCAAGGAGAGCACCCAACAGCUCACAGAGCUCCAGUCCGCGCUGGACACCAAGAUCAGCAGCGUGACCAGCCUGCUCACCACCGCAGUGGACUCCGCCGAAAAGAAGGUGCAGGAGGUGACCGAGAAGAUAACCGGAAAGACCGAGAAAACGGAGACCACCACAGAGCAGGUAACCAAACUGAGCGAGAGCUCUUCCUCUUCCGCCACCACGGAGACCAAUCUAGAGCUGGGCACCUUCUCCGAGCUGCGCGAGACUCACAUCACCACCGUGGGCUCUCCAGAGUUCACCGUUACGAUUUGCGAGCGUGAUGAGCCCGUGCUCCAUGACAUCAAGGAGGAGGACGAUGAGGAGCAUCGCUUUUCGCCACCCAGCGAUAAGCCUGGUUCUAUGAUUCCCUCCCAGCCCAUUCGUCCGCUAUCGCCGCGCGAGGAGGAGGUGGCCAAGAUUGUGGCCGAUGUGGCCAAGGUUUUGAAAUCCGACAAGGACAUCACCGACAUUAUACCCGACUUUGAUGAGCGCCAGCUGGAGGAGAAGCUGAAGACCAGCGAGGCCGAGGAUCACCUGGAGAUGGGCUUGAUGAAGGUGGAGAUUGAGUCGGAGAAGUCCUCGCCAGACCAAAAAUCUGGCCCCAUUUCCAUUGAGGAAAAGGACAAAAUUGAGCAGUCGGAGAAGGCACAAUUGCAGCAGGAACUGGGUUUGGGCACCACUUCCAUCUCCCAGCAAGAGGAGGAGGAGGAGGAGGAGGAGCAGGAGAAGCAGGAGACCCGCCAGUCCGAAAAGAGUGAGAAAUUGGAGAAGGAAGAGAAGCUGGAGACCAAGACAACCCAGUCUGCCGCCGAGGAGACUAUAGAUGCUCUCGAAUCGCUGCUCCGCUCAACCUCUUCCACCACCACCACCACCACAGAGACCACGGAGACCUCAGAGUCCAAAAAGCUAGAGGAAAAAUCCAAAUCCAGUGUGGAGUCUGUGUCCAGUACGGUGACCAAGUCAUCGGUGCUUCAGCUGCGCAGCGAGGAGUCCACCACCAGUGACUCGCUGAGCAGCAGCCUCAAGGUGGAGGACAGCUCUCGCCGGGAAUCCCUAUCCAGCCUGCUGACCGAGAAGGUAGGCCUCAAGGAGGACACCACCACCACGACUAGCACAUCCAUGUCCCAGCUGGAGGAGCUGCUGGUGCAGUCCGAGGAGUGCUCCUCCGAGUCCAUUGUCAGCGAGAUUCAGACGACCAGCACGGCAGCUGCCCAGAAGACAGCCAAGGAGGCCAAGGAGACCACCGCCACCACCACUAGCAGCAGCAGCUCCAUUCGUGAUGAAAACCUCAAGGAGACCGUGGCCGAGUUCCUGGCCACCGAGAAGAUAGUCUCCGCCAAGGAGACCUUCAGCGCCGAGGCCACCAAGACGGCCGAGGAGUGCCUGAAGAAGGCCAGCGCCAGCAGUGCUACUACCUCCCAGCGGGCUCUCUUCGUGGGCACAGAUGAGUCUCGUCGCGAGUCCCUGCUGAGCCAUGCCAGCGAGGGUCGCCUCACCCACAGCGAUCCCGAGGAUGAGGAGCCCGCCGACGACGACAACAACGAUGAGGAGGAUGAUGAGCGGGCCAGUGUCAAGGAGAGCCGGUCCAAGUCCAUAGCCACCAUCAUGAUGACCAGCAUCUACAAGCCGGCGGGAGAGGAGAUUGAGGAGGAUAUCCAGGAGGAGCACGAGCAGGAGGAGAAGAUAACCCAGAAGACCCAGCUGCAGUCCAGCGAACAGAUCAUCAGCAGCAGCUCCAAGAAGGAGGAGUCCGCCACCUCCUCCUCCACCACCACCACCACCACCUCUUCCAAGGUGGAGUCCAUCACACUCACCCAGAUGAUGGAGCAGCAAUCUGGCCAGGAUCAGGCCGAGGCUGCUGACCGCAAGACGCCGCCCACGGCUCCUGUGAGUCCCAGCGUCAAGCCCCUGUCUACCACGGCAGCGGGAGCAGGAGCAGGAGCAUCACCAGCUUCAGCUGGAGCUGGAGUCAAGUGCGAGUCGAGUGCCGCCAGCAUUGUCUCCUCCUCGUGUCCCUCGGGUCCCCUGUCGCCGAAGGACAUUAGCGGCAAAUCCAGUCCCGGUGCCCUCACCUCGGAGAGUCAGUCUAUACCCACGCCUCUGGGCCGGGAAUCGCACACCGAGACUCCAGAGUCCUCGCCCAAGCCCACAUCACCCUUUCCGCGUGUCACCAAGGAUGAGCUCAAAUCCCUAGAGCUGCAGCAGCAGCAGGAGCAGAUCCUGACAGGAGCCAGUGGAGCCGAAAUCGAAGUCGAUCUGCCCGAGCUUCAUGAGCUGCGUGGCAUCGAGAGCACCACCGCUCUGAGCGGCAGCACGGAGAAGAUCAUCACCACGACCAUCACCACGGUGACCAAGGUGAUAUCCGCCGACGGCAAGGAGAUUGUAACCGAGCAAAAGACGGUCACCACCACGGACAGCUCGGAGCCGGACAGCGAGAAGGUGACCAUGGUGACCACCACGCGCACCACCAGCGAGAGCGAACGUGACCAGCAGCAGCAGCUGCUACCCAAGGAGGUGACCCUUUUGCGCGGCAGCCUCUAUCGCUCCAGCACUCCGGGCAGCGAGGAUGACGACGAUCUCCUCCUGCCUGGAUCCCCGCGCAGCGCCACCAGCUACGAGCUCCAGCACUCGAGCUCCGGGGUAAGCAAGCGCUCCGAUCUGGAUGCCGAGGAUGGUGACGAGAGCCAGGAUGACAUUCCGCCGCAGUAUGGCAGCGAGGAGCACUCGACGGCGCGUUCCAUCAUGAUGCUGCCACGCACGGCCGAUCCCAUGGCCACCUCCUUCUACGGUGCCCUGCCCCAGGACGAUGGUUUUGUUGCUGCUGCUGCACCUCCACCACUGGCCACCACAGAACCCAUUCCAGUGCCCAUACAGGGAGGAACCGACAGCCAGUCAUCGGAGAGCCUGGAGAGCAGCAGCCAACAGACCUGGGCCGGACACAAGUUCCUCGACCAGGCGGACAAGGACUUCCAGCGGGCCCUCGAGGAGCAUGUGCAGGCGCGCGGGGCCGAGGUCAUGUCUUCCGUCACCGCCAAAUACUCGUAUUCGCCCUCCAAGGCCGACGAAGUGGAGCAGCAGAUGGUCAGUGGCUCCUCAGAGCGUCAGCGUUUCCCCCUGAGUGAUGUCCAGCGAAUGCGUGUGGCCGAGACGGGUUUCGGCACUGUGGGACAGCAGGAGGAGAAGCAGGAGAAGCCACAGGAAACUCCAGUCACAACCGCAACCACAACGAGUUCCACAUCCUCCACCUCCUCCUCCACGGGAGCCCUGCCCAAGGACCGUUUGGAGGAGUGGGGCAAACCUUUGGGUCUGCCCUCGCCCGCCCCCCUGCCCGUGGAGGGCGGUUCAUCCGAUAUACGGACCACGCCCAAGAAGGAGCGCCGAAUGGUGGCCACCAAGACGCGUCUGAACAACGAGAAGAAUCUCCGCAAGCGCAGCGAGUCGCCGAACAAGGCGAAUGUUAAGAAGCCGGCGCCCGUCUACGUGGAUCUCACCUAUGUCCCGCACAAUGGCAACUCCUACUAUGCCCAUGUGGACUUCUUCAAGCGGGUGCGUGCCCGCUACUAUGUCUUCUCCGGCACGGAGCCCAGUCGCCAGGUAUAUGAUGCAUUGCUCGAGGCCAAGCAGACAUGGGAGGACAAAGAGUUGGAGGUCACCAUUAUACCCACAUACGACACGGAUGUCUUGGGUUAUUGGGUGGCCGAAAACGAGGAGCUGCUAGCCAAGCACCGCAUCGACCUCUCGCCCUCCGCCUCGCGUUGCACCAUCAAUCUGCAGGAUCAUGAGACCUCCUGUUCAGCCUAUCGCCUGGAGUUCUAGGCCACGACACCGGGCCUCUUUAUAGCCUUCGACGAUGCCUGAGGAGGAGGUGAGAGCCAACCGAAAACCGAGAAACCAACACCAUGCACCCAACCACGACUAGGAGGAGUAGAGGAGUUAGCCGAGUGAGGAGGAGGAGAGCUCUGCCAGAGACUUGGAGUCCUUGUGGAGCUUUUAAAGUUCAAAGGGGACUCUGAGAGCUCUGGCAGGCAGCAACAGCAAUGGAAGGAGGCAGGAGCAGUAGCAAGGAGCAGCAUGACAGAGCGGCGAAGGAUAUAAGCAGAUGGACGCAAAGCUGAUAUAUGGCGGAGUCACCGGGGUCACGCAAUUGACGCCACUUUGUUAGCCAUUAAACGCCGUCAAUAUAUGGAGCUUACGCCGCGCUUAAUACCAAAAAAAAAGCUAAGUAAUUAAUUCAUUAUUUAUUUUUAAGAAAUUAAUUACAAAAAGAACAACAAAAACAAAAGAGAGAAAAGAAAACAAAAGCACCUUACCGCCAGUCAAGCGCUACCUUUGUCUAUUAAACCAAAGAUCAAAAAUAGCAAAAAUAUACAAAGCAAAAAGCGAAAACCAAAGAAAAGACACAAAGAGAACAAAGAAG
Messenger RNA from Drosophila kikkawai, 16945 nucleotides. It is a transcript of the gene futsch, whose product is annotated as futsch. The record is from RefSeq and is a predicted model, not a curated record. Gene Ontology annotation, cellular component: neuronal cell body; synapse; cytosol. Gene Ontology annotation, molecular function: microtubule binding; actin binding. Lineage: Eukaryota; Metazoa; Arthropoda; Insecta; Diptera; Drosophilidae. Gene Ontology annotation, biological process: axonogenesis; regulation of microtubule depolymerization; microtubule cytoskeleton organization.